AUGAGUGGUGAAGCGCCAGCCGACCCGCUGGCUGAUGCCAAGCCAGUAUGCGGUGGUGAGGGCUUCAACCCGGAGGAUUAUGACUUCCCUCUGCACUUGGCAGCAGUCUUCAUUGUCUUCCUUGCGAGCAUAGCAGGUGCUGGCUUCCCCGUUGUUGCAAAGAAAGUGAAAUGGAUGAAGAUCCCGCCGAAACUUUUCUUCUUCACCAAGCACUUCGGAACUGGAGUUCUCAUAGCCACAGCGUUUGUGCACUUGGUACCCACAGCCUUUGCGUCGCUCUCGGAUCCCUGCCUUCCCGAUGUCCUGAUUGAGGACUACCCUGCGAUGCCAGGCGUCAUUAUGAUGUUUUCGGUCUUCUGCUUGUUCGUCAUUGAGAUGUACCUCAAGUCAAAGGUUGGCGGUCAUUCACACGGGGGACCGACAGGCCAGGAGAUCAGCAAACCCCUCGAAAUCAGCGGCCCUCUGCAACAAAAGCGCGGUCAUGGACCAGCAGAGCUGUAUCGAAAUGACACGGCAUCGUCCCUUCCGCCAUAUGAUCGGGGUCGCGAUCAGUUCAUGGACUCCUACCAGGAAAAGCUGAUGGCACGGCUUAACGUUGCACAUGAAGAGCAGCCUGAGAUCGAAAAGUAUGCUGCAGUGUCCGAGAUGCUCCAUGGUUCCAGGUCUUCUACGCACAAUACGUGCGUCAACUCGUACCUGCACUUGGACGAAGAAGAUCCUUACACAGUGGACCCUGCCAAGUUCCGCAUAAUGAAUCUCAACAUCACGCUCCUGGAAGGCGGUAUUCUGUUCCACAGUGUCUUCGUUGGGAUGACCAUCUCGAUCACAACUGACGGUUUUAUUACCCUCUUGGUGGCCAUCAUCUUCCAUCAAUUCUUCGAGGGUCUCGGCCUGGGUAGCCGCAUUGCAGCAGUGCCGUACAAGCCAAAGGCGCUCAAACCGUGGGUGCUAGUUGUGGCUUUCGGCACGACAUGUCCAAUCGGACAGAUCAUAGGUCUCGUCACCCGUGACAGCUACGACCAGGGAAGUGCCUUCUCGCUGAUCCUGGUCGGAUUCUUCAAUGCCUUUUCGAGUGGUCUCCUCAUCUAUGCAGCGCUCGUGGACCUGCUGGCGGAAGACUUCCUGUCGGAGGAAGCUCAAGAACUCAUGGACAAGAGCAUGAAAAUCAAGGCCUUCAUUUAUGUCCUGCUGGGUGCCGCUGGUAUGGCUGUCGUCGGCGCCUUCGCUUAA
This is a messenger RNA of Cyphellophora attinorum, 1230 nucleotides long. RefSeq names its product Zinc-regulated transporter 2. The transcript is spliced from 6 exons. Lineage: Eukaryota; Fungi; Ascomycota; Eurotiomycetes; Chaetothyriales; Cyphellophoraceae. The record is from RefSeq and is a predicted model, not a curated record. Gene Ontology annotation, biological process: zinc ion transmembrane transport. Gene Ontology annotation, molecular function: zinc ion transmembrane transporter activity. Gene Ontology annotation, cellular component: plasma membrane. The coding region runs from base 1 to 1230 and encodes 409 amino acids.